AUGCGAUAUUCUGUGGCAGGCCAGGUGGCCGUCGCCAUGGCUGGGCUGUCUGGUAUGGCUGCUGCUAUGGGGACGGGUGCUCUGCGACGGGAGUUGAGGAUGGCUGCGGAGAUGGGAAUCAAUCCCGAUCUCAUGUUGAGGCAGCAGAAGUCUGCGCAUACACUGGCAGAAGAUCUUGAAUUGGGUAGCUUGCUUGUGAAAACAGUUCUGCUUCCAAUUGACCACGGUGAUCCCUCCGUUGGGACCUAUGAGAAUCGUUACUGGGUCAAUGAUCAAUAUUACAAGCAGGGAGGACCGGUCUUCGUGUAUGACGUCGGCGAGGCCGCUGCAGAGGCUUCGGCAAAGCAGCACUUGGGCAAUUCGACUUCGUUCCUCGUGGAGAUGCUGGAUGACUUUGGGGGCAUUGGUAUUGUGUGGGAGCAUCGAUACUACGGAGAAUCAUUGCCCUUCAACGUCAGCAUCGACACUCCGCCCGAGGACUUCAAAUACCUCACGAACAAGCAAGCUUUGGCCGACAUCCCAUUCUUUGCUCAAAACUUCACACUCGAAGGACACGACGAGGAUCUGACCCCGGCUGCUAAGCCAUGGGUCAUGGUGGGAGGCUCAUAUGCCGGCAUGCGCUCUGCUUUCACUCGCGACGCCUAUCCCGAUACCAUCUUCGCCUCAUAUGCAUCUUCGGCUCCCGUCGAAGCUCGGGUGAAUAUGAGCAUGUACUUUGAUCAAGUCUAUGACGGGAUGGUGGCCAACGGGUACUCGAACUGCACCAAGGACAUCCAAGCGGGACUUGAGUACAUCGACGGGGAACUUUCGAAAAACGCCUCUACCGCUGCCGCGAUCAAGAAGCUCUUCUUUGGUGACGGCGCAGAAAAGAACAGCAACGGCGACUUCACCGCAGCUCUGGCAGGCAUCUAUGGAUACUUCCAGGCAUACGGCCUCGGUGGUGGCGAGGCUGGCCUGGGCGCAUUCUGUGAGUAUCUCGAGACCGACCCGGCGACACUCCAACCAGCCGGUCCUUCCGGAUUUGCACCCUUCUGGGGCAAUCAGUACGUUGCCGAGCGGUUCGCCUCAUGGCCCAUUUUCGUCGACCUGAUCAACUUCAACUACGAAACGAAUUGUCAGCAAACCGACACCACCAUGCCGUUGGAGUGUACACUGAACCCGAAAGCCACCGACCCGGACACGAUCAGCUGGACCUGGCAAUACUGCACGGAAUGGGGAUACUACCAAAGCAACAACUUCGGACCACACUCCCUUCUCUCCAAGUUCCAAACCCUCGAGUUCCAACAAUAUGUCUGUGAUCGACAAUUCCCCGAAGCAGUGACAAGCGGUCUUCUACCCCAUUCCCCGCAAGCCGACGCGACAAACCGGCAGACCGGUGGCUGGACCAUUCGCCCAUCCAACGUCUACUGGAGUGGUGGCCAAUUCGAUCCCUGGCGCACAUUGUCACCGCUAGCCACCGAGGAUAUCGCCCCGCAAGGCGUGACGUUUACGACGGAGAUCCCCAAGUGCGGCGUGGAGCUGGGUGAGGAUAGACUGUUUGGGUACAUUAUGGAAAACGCGGAGCAUUGUUUUGAUUUGAUGAGCGGGUUCGGUCCGGGGAAGAUCUCGCGGGGGUACUUUCACGAGGCGUUGAAAUCGUGGUUGCCCUGCUUCAAGGGUACAGCUCGGUGA
Messenger RNA from Penicillium brasilianum, 1671 nucleotides. The record is from the annotation of a GenBank genome assembly. NCBI's taxonomy places the organism in Eukaryota, Fungi, Ascomycota, Eurotiomycetes, Eurotiales, Aspergillaceae.